AAAAAUUGUUUGUUGUUUACAAAUUACGACGCAUUGCAUGUUGUUUCUAACUUAUAUUCAUAGACCUAUUAAAUCCUCGUUUAGUUAUUUAUUUAAUAAAUUCUUAGUUCUCAGUAAAUAUUAUUAGCAUUUGGAAAUUGUUUUUAUUUUAAAAAUUAAUACCCAAAAGAAACUAUUUACUAUACUAUUUUCUUUUACAUCUACCUCUUUGAUAUACAAGCAAAUACAAAUAUGGAGUUGAAUCCUAUGCAAGUUGCCUUAAAUACUGUUAGGACAUUACGAUUGGAGCUAAUGCAGCUUAUUAUUGAAAUUGGUGAAGGAGUAAAAGAUGAUGGUUCACAAACUGAAUCAAAAGAUAAUCGUUAUAUGUAUUCUAUGAAUGAAAUGGUUGGAAAACUUGGACUUCAUAUGAGGGAUCUUGAACAAGUUGUUGGGUCCUUAUCUAGUCCUCCAGGUGCCAUGUUAUUAUAUAACACAUCAUUUUUAACUCAAGAAAGCACAUCCGAUCGACAAGCAUUGUACACUCCUCUAGUGUCUUCUCACAAAUGGCUUGAUAAAGUACAUAAAUUCAGUUCAAAUGCAGUACAAAUUUUAAGUCAGAAUUCAUUAAAAAAAUCGUAUUACAAUUCCAGUUCGAAUAAGAAGAAACGACAACAGUCAAGUUUGCAUAAUAUAUCACCACAAGCUGUUGAUGUACUAUUAACUAAUAUUGAUCGAAUGUUUCCUGAAAUGAGUAUUACAAUAACGAGGCCCUGUGCAUCAAAUGUUGUUCUAUUGGUUGGCUUAAGUAGAGUCUUACAAGCAAUUAUAUCAUUUAAAGGAGUUAUGAUUGAAUGGGUUAUUGUUAAAGGAUUUAAUGAACCUAUUAACCCUAACAGUUUGCAACAAGAGCUUUGGCAAGAAUCAAGAUAUUAUGUUUUUCGUAAGAUAACUGAUCAUGCUAAUGCAGCUAUGUUACAUUUCUCUUCACCAACAUUGCCAGAUCUUUCAGUUCGAUCAUUCAUGACUUGGCUCAAUAGUUAUUCGAUAUUAUUCAAUUCAGUAUGUAAAGCAUGUGGAAAUCGAUUACUUAAUGCAUACCCACCUACUUGGAGAGAUCUGAGAUCAUUAGAUACAUACCAUUAUGAAUGUAAACCAUAAUAUUAUAUUUAAGAUAUUUAUUUAAAAUAUUUUUAAGUUUAUUUCAUAACUUAAGAUUAAUAUUAAUUGUACUUUAAUUAAGUUGUAAUUUUAAAAGUAAAAUAAAUAUAGUUUAUGAUAUUUUA
This is a messenger RNA of Metopolophium dirhodum (rose-grain aphid), 1265 nucleotides long. It is a transcript of the gene MED27, whose product is annotated as mediator of RNA polymerase II transcription subunit 27. Lineage: Eukaryota; Metazoa; Arthropoda; Insecta; Hemiptera; Aphididae. Gene Ontology annotation, molecular function: transcription coactivator activity. Gene Ontology annotation, biological process: regulation of transcription by RNA polymerase II. The transcript has 6 exons. The record is from RefSeq and is a predicted model, not a curated record. The coding region runs from base 232 to 1140 and encodes 302 amino acids. Gene Ontology annotation, cellular component: mediator complex.